Messenger RNA from Paramecium pentaurelia, 817 nucleotides. The record is from the annotation of a GenBank genome assembly. Lineage: Eukaryota; Ciliophora; Oligohymenophorea; Peniculida; Parameciidae.
AUGAUUCACUAUAGAAAUCUUCCAACUACAUACAGAAAUGAUAUGGAGAACUAUCAAAUUCGUCGAUUUGAGAAAGCCACCCGUUUCAACCUUUCCUAGUAAAAUUAGAUUGGGAGAAGAAGAACACUUAGAAUACAACCAUAAUUAUUAAUGACUUCUUAAAAGAAAUUCUUUGUAGAAUUGGUAGCAUUAAAUGAAGAGAAAUCAAAAUAUUUAUUGUACAAAAGUGAUAUAAAAAAGGUUCAAAUUUAACUAAAGAGGAAAAAGUUCUGAAUCAACAAUUGAAGGUACAUUAAAUAAUACUGCUUAAUUGAUUAUGUUAUCACUUCCUUACUUUUGUACGAAUCAUAAUAAAAGAUAAACCAUAUUGAAAAAAUGGAAAUAAAUUAUAUGGGGAGUUAGAAUCAUAUUAAGAUAUAAGAAGAUAUUCAAAGAAUAAGCAUUUUUUGAUUAGUUAUCCAAAUUGCCAAAAAGAAGAAAACUUUCAUCUCCAACAUCUGGACAUAGAAGUCCAAAGAAGAGGAGAAUACCAGCACCUUCAAGUGACAACUUUAAUUUUACUAUUAUUACUAAAGACUUGCCAGAGGACACAAGUCGUAGUAAGACAAGUCGAAAAAUGAAAAAUCAACUCUCAGAAAAUUUCUAAAAAUCUAUUUACUAUUAAAAUUAGAAAUAGUAGGAGUUAAGAUUAGAAAGAUUAAGAAAUAAUAGUUUACAUCAGUUGCUAAAUUCUUAAUAAAAUCAAUCAUUAGCCACAGCUAGAACAUAAUCUGUUUUAAUAAGAAAGAUAAGAAUAAAAAGACAAUCAAUAUAAUGA